GCUGGUGCGGCGCUACAAGCUGGCGAUUGCCACGGCGCUGGCCAUCCUGCUGCUGCAGGGCCUGGUAGUGUGGAGCUUCAGCGGCCUGGAGGAGGACGAGGCGGGCGAGGAACAGGGAGUGACGCCGAAGGAGAGAACUGGAGUCUUCCCGAGGUGUGGCUUCCUCAGCCGGGGGUUUGAAGAACCUGGAUGGGUCUCCGGAGGGCAGGGAGAGGAGGACCUGAGCUGAAAGGAAGGCAGAGGAAGCCACGGCCACUGGACCCUGGCGAGGGUUCCAAGGACACAGACAGUUCAGCAGGGCGACGGGGCAGCACAGGCAGAAGGCAUGGGCGCUGGCGGGGCCGUGCUGAGAGCCCAGGAGUGCCCGUGGCCAAGGUGGUACGGGCAGUAACCAGCCGGCAGAGAGCCAGCCGGCGGGUCCCACCUGCCCCACCCCCGGAAGCCCCAGGCCGCCAGAACCUGAGUGGGGCAGCAGCUGGGGAGGCGCUGGUAGGGGCAGCUGGCUUCCCACCACACGGAGAUACAGGGAGCGUGGAGGGCGCCCCCCAGCCCACGGACAAUGGCUUCACCCCCAAGUGCGAGAUCGUGGGCAAGGACGCACUGUCUGCACUGGCCCGGGCCAGCACCAAGCAGUGCCAGCAGGAGAUCGCCAAUGUGGUGUGCCUGCACCAGGCUGGGAGCCUCAUGCCCAAGGCUGUGCCCCGGCACUGUCAGCUGACUGGGAAGAUGAGCCCCGGCAUCCAGUGGGAUGAGAGCCAAGCCCAGCAGCCCAUGGAUGGCCCCCCGGUGCGAAUCGCCUACAUGCUGGUGGUUCACGGCCGCGCCAUCCGCCAGCUGAAGCGUCUCCUCAAGGCCGUUUAUCACGAGCAGCACUUCUUUUACAUCCAUGUGGACAAGCGUUCCAACUACCUGCACCGGGAGGUGGUGGAGUUGGCCCAGGGCUAUGAUAACGUGCGGGUGACGCCCUGGCGCAUGGUUACCAUCUGGGGCGGGGCCAGCCUCCUGAGGAUGUACCUGCGGAGCAUGCGGGACCUGCUAGAGGUGCCUGGCUGGGCCUGGGACUUCUUCAUCAACCUCAGUGCCACUGACUAUCCAACCAGGACCAAUGAGGAGCUGGUGGCAUUCCUAUCCAAGAACCGGGACAAGAAUUUCCUCAAGUCACAUGGCCGGGACAACUCCAGGUUCAUCAAGAAACAGGGCCUGGACCGGCUCUUCCAUGAGUGCGACUCACACAUGUGGCGCCUGGGCGAGCGGCAGAUCCCAGCAGGCAUUGUGGUGGAUGGCGGUUCUGACUGGUUCGUGCUGACACGCAGCUUUGUGGAGUAUGUGGUGUACACAGAUGACCCGCUUGUGGCCCAGCUACGCCAGUUCUACACAUACACACUGCUCCCAGCCGAGUCCUUCUUCCACACGGUGCUGGAGAACAGCCUGGCCUGUGAGACCCUCGUGGACAACAACCUGCGGGUCACCAACUGGAACCGCAAGCUGGGCUGCAAGUGCCAGUACAAGCACAUCGUGGACUGGUGCGGCUGCUCCCCCAACGACUUCAAGCCACAGGACUUCCUCCGGCUGCAGCAAGUCUCCAGACCCACCUUCUUCGCCCGGAAGUUCGAGUCGACUGUGAACCAGGAGGUGCUGGAAAUCCUGGACUUCCACCUGUACGGCAGCUACCCCCCCGGCACGCCAGCCCUUAAGGCCUACUGGGAGAACACCUACGACGCGGCUGAUGGCCCCAGUGGGCUCAGUGAUGUCAUGCUCACUGCUUACACAGCCUUCGCCCGCCUCAGCCUGCACCAUGCCGCCACUGCUGCACCCCCAAUGGGCACCCCACUCUGCAGGUUUGAGCCCAGGGGCUUGCCGUCCAGCGUGCACCUGUAUUUCUAUGACGACCAUUUCCAGGGCUACCUGGUGACGCAGGCGGCGCAGCCCUCAGCCCAGGGGCCGGCAGAGAUGCUUGAGAUGUGGCUGAUGCCCCAAGGGUCGCUGAAGCUGUUGGGGCGCAGUGACCAGGCCAGCCGGCUCCAGAGUCUGGAGGUUGGCACUGAUUGGGACCCCAAAGAGCGUCUUUUCCGGAACUUUGGGGGGUUAUUGGGGCCGCUGGACGAGCCUGUGGCCGUGCAGCGCUGGGCCCGGGGCCCCAACCUCACAGCCACAGUGGUCUGGAUCGACCCAACCUAUGUGGUGGCCACAUCUUAUGACAUCACAGUAGAUACGGAGACUGAGGUCACGCAAUACAAGCCCCCACUGAGCCGGCCCCUGCGGCCAGGGCCCUGGACUGUUCGACUCCUUCAGUUCUGGGAACCGCUGGGUGAGACCCGCUUCCUUGUGCUGCCCUUGACCUUCAACCGCAAACUACCUCUCAGGAAAGAUGAUGCCAGCUGGCUGCACGCAGGGCCACCCCACAACGAGUACAUGGAGCAGAGUUUCCAGGGCCUGAGUAGCAUCCUGAACCUGCCUCAGCCGGAGCUCGCGGAGGAGGCUGCCCAGCGGCACACACAGCUCACAGGCCCUGCGCUCGAGGCCUGGACAGACAGGGAACUGAGCAGCUUCUGGUCCGUGGCUGGACUGUGUGCCAUAGGCCCCUCUCCCUGCCCCUCCCUGGAGCCCUGCAGACUGACCAGCUGGAGCUCUCUGUCCCCCGACCCCAAAUCAGAGCUGGGGCCUGUCAAAGCAGACGGGCGACUCAGGUAGCAGGGCCCCAGCCAGUACCCGUGGAGGACCCAGGAAAUUGCACCUUACAGACAGUGGAGGGGUGUCCCCUCCCACAGGCAAGAACCAGAGGCCCAGGCUGCACACCCAUUUCAGCCAUCAAGAACCCACACAGACGGCAGGGAAGGUGGACACAGUAUGAACUACUGCUGAUGUCUCUGUUGGGGAUCAGAGGGCUGGCGGGAACGUGAGAAGGGCGCCAGCAGCAUUCCACACCCAGCUCUUCCUCACCUUCCUGUCUAGUUUGAAUUUCUUUUUUUUCUUUUUUUUUAAUUUAAAAAGGAAAAUGGGUGGUUGGGAGAGAAACUAGAACAGAAGAUGUGCAAUAGGGCUCAGAGCAGCCCCAGGAAGUGGGCCAUGUCUGUGGGGAGCAGGGGCUUGCUGAGCCCACCUGCUAUUGUUCUGCACAAGGCUGGGCCUGCCUCACUCUCCAGGGCCUCAUGCCCCAUUCUGGGCCUGUGGUGCUCGUGGCUGAGGCUCCACAGGGCUGCAAGUGCUCUGCUAGGCUCUAAGGCCCAAAGAACAGGUGAUACCGGGGGCACUGCAGAGCUGGGCUCUAGCAGGACAGUUCUUUUGUAGCCAGGGGACCCUAGAAGUGGGGUGGGGCGGCUCCAGGGCUUUCCAGCAUACCCUGCCCCUGGAUGGGAAAGGCAGGGUCAGGGCCCACUGAGACCCAUGCAGAGUUUCCAGGUGUGCACUGGAAGUGAGGUCACAUGAGCAGCGUGGGAAGAAGACUCUGUCAAGACUCUCAGAAGAACCUGGAGUAAUUGUGCCUGAAGCUCAGCGUGAAGUCUGAAAUAUGCAACAGAAGAAAUAUAUCUCUAUCUCUCUA
This is a messenger RNA of Pan troglodytes (chimpanzee), 3541 nucleotides long. It is a transcript of the gene XYLT2, whose product is annotated as xylosyltransferase 2. Lineage: Eukaryota; Metazoa; Chordata; Mammalia; Primates; Hominidae. The transcript is spliced from 12 exons. Gene Ontology annotation, molecular function: protein xylosyltransferase activity. Gene Ontology annotation, cellular component: membrane. Bases 190 to 2691 code for a protein of 833 amino acids. Gene Ontology annotation, biological process: heparan sulfate proteoglycan biosynthetic process; chondroitin sulfate proteoglycan biosynthetic process. The record is from RefSeq and is a predicted model, not a curated record.